Messenger RNA from Pieris brassicae (large cabbage white), 6526 nucleotides. RefSeq names its product C2 domain-containing protein 5. The coding region runs from base 436 to 5319 and encodes 1627 amino acids. Gene Ontology annotation, molecular function: calcium-dependent phospholipid binding; calcium ion binding. Gene Ontology annotation, biological process: protein localization to plasma membrane; positive regulation of protein targeting to membrane; positive regulation of D-glucose transmembrane transport. The record is from RefSeq and is a predicted model, not a curated record. Gene Ontology annotation, cellular component: plasma membrane. The transcript is spliced from 22 exons. Lineage: Eukaryota; Metazoa; Arthropoda; Insecta; Lepidoptera; Pieridae.
UCUAGUCACUUGGUGUGAACCACUGUGAACUGUGAAAUCGAAUGUGAAUUUUGAAAUGUCGUAGGAUUAUUUUUGUAAAUGUAAACUAAAAAUAAACGUAUUUUGAGAAAUAAAUAGUUUUGACACAGUUUCAUGAAAUAGACUUGCGUGGUAAUAUUUAGUAUUUGCGUAAAACGUAUUAACUUAAAAAUGUUCCUACAAGUAUAGAAAUUGUUUUUCCAAUAUAAUAAUGUCUUCCGGUACCGGUAUAUCAGUGAAUGGUCAAAUAUGAAAUGCUAAAACAAACUACUCAUAACAAUGAUAUGAUAAUAUAUUAUGCCAAUAGAUUUUAAUAUAUGUAUGUGCUAUUUUUUCCUCACACAAGAAAUGUAUGAAGUGCUAAUCUGAUAUUAAAGAAGGUGCUAAAAGUGGUAAUAAAUCGUAAACGUAACAAAAAUGCCUGGUAAAAUUAAAGUGAAGGUUUUGGCGGGCCGAAAUUUGCCUGUGAUGGACAGGGCGAGUGACACAACAGAUGCAUUUGUUGAAAUAAAGUUUGGUGGAAUUACACACAAAACAGAUGUUUGCAGAAAAUCUCUAAAUCCUCAUUGGAACAGCACUGAAUGGUACAGAUUUGAGGUAGAUGAAUCAGAGCUUCAAGAUGAACCGCUCCAGCUACGCCUUAUGGAUCAUGAUACAUAUUCAGCGAAUGAUGCAAUUGGCAAAGUGGUUAUUAGUCUUGCACCCCUGUUGGCGCGCGAGGCAAUUAGUACCAACGGCGUGGCUGGCCCUCCUGGAGGUGCCGUAAUGUCAGGAUGGAUCCCCGUAUUCGAUACAAUGCAUGGCAUUCGAGGAGAACUCAACGUGAUUGUAAAGGUGGAAUUGUUCUCCGACUUCAAUAAAUAUAAAACAUCAAGUUGCGGUGUACAGUUCUUUCACUGCCCAAUGAUACCGCCGGGCUAUCGAGUGUCCGCCAUUCACGGUUUUGUAGAGGAAUUAAUAGUGAAUGAUGAUCCCGAGUACCAAUGGAUUGAGAAAAUUCGCACACCACGGGCUUCUAAUGAGGCGAGGCAGGUGGCCUUUAUCAAGUUGAGUAAUCAGGUACAACGUUUGGUCGGUCUGAAGGCUGCAGAAUUAGGUGCCAAUGCUGUAGUAGGAUAUCAACAGGACUUUGACUUAGAGGGCGAAGCCGGGGUCGUUGCUAGAGCUAUCGGUACAGCCGUCAGCAUGACACCAUUGCCGUUACCAAGCCAAUCGAUGACAGUGCAGCUAACUCAGCAACAGUUAAAUAAAUACUUGGACAUUUUAGCGACCGAUGACGAAAGUGUUGCCGAUCUGAGAGAAUAUUACCUUCAUCAUCAAGAUGAAUUGAUGAUGAUCGUCAAUAUACUUAAUCCUAGAACACCAUCUUUGCUAGACGAACCAGAUAAUGAUGACGAUGAUAAGAGCUUUGAAACUAUUCGAUCAACGCAAAACAACUACACGGGAAGACUAUCUAUAUAUCAAGAUCUUACUGCUCAUACAGGUCUUAAGCAUAUUUCAGACGAUCAAUCUGAGCUAAAUAAACUCCUUAACCGUCAAGAUUCUGAUUCUGACUCAUCAGGACCGAUUGGAAAAAUAAAAAAGAUGAAAACUCACUUGUUUUCCAAACGCUUCUCCAGACGAAAAUCGUCUGCUAAGCAAGAUGAUCAGAUCUCUAUUAAAUCUAGUUCAUCUGACACAUCCCGCAUAUCGGAUAUUAAAAACGAGCUGAAAAAAUUAAAAAGGUUAAAGGUUAAAAGAUACGAUGAAUAUGAAGAAGAAGAGGGUAUAAAUAUGGCAUCGAUUUUAGCACGUUCUGUAAUUCAUGCUCAGACAAGUCUCGCUAGAAUAUCUGAGUCGCAUUCUGAACACUCUCCAGGGUCCACACUAAGGCGAAUUAGUGACUCUGGAUCGGUCAAUUUACCUUCAGGUGAAAUGACAGACGUUGAAGUAAAUUGUAUGGACGAUUCUAAAAUCCCAGAAAUACAUUGCGCUUCUAUGGAAAACUUAUCUAAUGUCGUCAGUCCACAAGCGGAAAGAAAGAUUUCUGAUUCCUGUCCAACUUCACCGGUUGUUGUAAGAAGCGAAAAUCUUCUUAAACUCCCUGGAGAUUCCAGUUUUUAUGGUUCCGUAUCAUCUGCUCUCUCAGCAGAGAGUUCAGAUAUUUAUUCAACUUCAGACGAAGAAGAGGAUAGUUUUAACUUAAAAACUGAAACUAUCGGUUCUGUUGUUAAAUCAGUUUUAAACAAUAAUGUAGAUCCAGAAUUUGUUGCCCAAAUGGAAAAAAAGCUUACAGUACUCAAAUUGGAUUCUUUUGAAAGAAACGAAGGCAGUCAGUCCGCCCAAGCAGUGAAACCUGAAGUUCCAGAUUUUCAAAACAAGCAGGACCAUAAUCCCGUACUGCUUGAACCCUCAGAGGAUAAAAAGUGUGUAGUCAGUCAUAACCGGUCUUUUAAAAUUCCAAAUCCAUUUGCACACAAGAAGCUUUGUAGUAGCUUUAGUGCACCCUCAUCCCCGGAUGAGAAAAACGGCUUCAUGUAUCGCUCCUCAAGGCGGAUAAAGCGACAGCUUUCAAAAUUUUCAAAAAGUAGCAUGAUCAAAAGCUUGUCACAUUACUCCUUGCUGCCAAAGAGGAAAGAACAUAAACCGUCAGUAAGCGAACCUGGUUCUUCGUCUGAUGCUACAUCUAGAGCUCCUAGCGACACGGUGCUAGGUGCCCCUUUCUUGUCUUAUAAUGAUCUGCUUGCUCUUGAUAAUAGCGCAGUUAACUCUAAUCGCCUAUGCAAAAGUGAUGAUCUUGGACCCACCAAAGUUUCUAUGUACAUUGGUUCCGAACCAGUAUCUAGAGCGUCAUUUAGUGGACCUUCCAUCUCAUUCAGCGAACGUUUGCCUGAGCAAAGAUCAUUUAAAAGGGAAAAACCUGCAAUCAAACCAUCGAGCUUAGUCCAAACUGCUAUGGAAACAAUACUAAUUGAUAAAGUCCAAUCCCUACUUAUACCGACAAGUCCAGACUAUUCGACUGCUAAUAAAAAAUUCUUUAGCGACGUGAAUGAAAAACUAGUGGUUGAAGAAGAAAAGCUAAGAGAAAGAAAAUUAACUAGACAGGACAGUGUACAAUCGACAGAAUCGGCGUCGCAUAAAAUGUCCAAAUCCCUUAAUUCAUGCAAGUUAACACAUACGCCAGUCUUAAAAAACUUCCAUCCCAUUCUUAGCGGAGCACAUUUAGAGACCAUACCUUCUUUACCCGAGGGCAGUGUAGAUAAAGAAAGCCUAGACGUAGAGUGUGAUACUAACAGUGCUAGCGUGUGUGGUAACUCGCAUGCAGCGUGCGUUGACAGGGAUAAAUGUGAGAGGGAGAAACAAGAUAGGGAGAAGUGCGAGAAAGAAAAGGACCGAACAUCGCCGCGUCACGCGCGGCACGAGUCAUAUGGUGGCCGCGAACCAAAUGUACAAAACGCAUCAGUCAACUCCACUUCUACGCCAAUGGGCAUACAUCGACGAUCUUCUGAUUCUGAUCUUAGUAUAACACCAAAAGGUAGCUCGUUAAAUGCAUCUCUAGGAAACGCGGGUAGUGGCGGAGGUGCGAUACUCAAGCCAUCUAUGAACAGCAAUAACCUGGAAAUGCUGGAGUAUCCAUUUCUUACGAUGUCGGAAUAUCCGCCUGGAUUUAUCGUACAUAUUGGUGGGACAGUCUGCGCUCGGUCUGUGAAGUUAGUAGAUGGGGGUGGGGAAAGUAGUUCUCGAGCGGGAUGGUGGACAGAACUAAGGACCGAGCUCAGAGCACAUGCGCGUGCGCUACGAUGCACUGCCGUAUUGGCCUAUUGUGAACGAACUGCUAUACGUGAGGACGUGUGCGUUCUAUCUGCUUCUGGCACAGCGGCAGUCAUCAAUUUGGACUGUGAUUUUAAUAUUGAUGAGCCGAAUGUGUCUUUAACAAACGGCUCAAAGAAUACAAUAGAAGAAAUUGAGGCUGAGAAUUGCAGCAUCGCGCAUGUACCGUACUCGCCCGGCGCGGGUCCUUACAGGGCUGAGUUGGCCCCAUGUGGGGAAUGCCGUCGUGCCCGCGUCCCUACAGUUGUACUAGCGACGUGCGAGAAACCGAACAGACUGACUUCCUACGGCAAAGCAGUGACACUCACCGCUGUUGCGGGUAGAAUACGUCGCGCACCACCCACCGCCGAGCCUGGUGCGAGAGAUAUUUCGGACCAACUACCCUUUCUGGAGUAUGAACUACACAAAUUGUUGCUGGCUAAGCUUAGAAUGCAGGGUGCAAACGCGAUAUUUUCUCUCCAAACACAAAUAGCAAUAGGUGAGCGUUGUGUGAUGGCAUUAGCUACUGGUACAGCUGUAAAAUUAGCAGCCUUACCGCCUCCAGCACCACCAAGAAUUAAGGCUUCAGAAAAAGACAAAGACGCCAUAGAGAUACAGAAAGCGCUAUGGGAUACGUUCACUGCGAACAAGACAGCCAAUGGCUUUGAUGUUGCUAUAAACGAGCAAACACGCGCGGCAGUGGAAAGCGAGGCAGAGGAGCCUCCAGCUUUGGACCUAUGUGCGGACAAAGAUACCUGCGUCCUGGAAUUGGAUGAGGCGGAAGAUGUGGAGACAGCAAAGUUACUAGCAUCGCGUCGUAGCAACAUGCAAGUAUUUACGGACCAGUUAAAAGCUUCUACUGCAGCGCACGCGCUACCUUAUGCGUUUACGCAGGUAUGGCGUACUCGUGUAGGUCCAGUGGGAACUAGUGCAGAACGUCUGGUGUCAUCUGCGCUAAGUGGUGCCGCGUAUAAAUUGCGAAGGUUGCAACCAGCUGCGCUUGCGCCGCCUACAUUCCAACUCGACUUAUCUGAGGAUGAAAUCCAGCUUGUCGUGUCCGGUACAGCAAUACCUCUACAAGACCCAAGCAAGGAGCCAGUUAUCGAGAGGGCGACAUCAAAUGAUGACGAUAUCUUCGCUUUAGAUGAGGAGCAACUUGCCAAGACUAAUACUGAGAAUUAUGACGAGAAGAAUAGUGGCCAGAGCGGUCGCGUGUCCCUAACCACUUUAAGUCACAUUAGCGGCAGUCGUUUAGCACGGCGCGUGUGCGCAUUAAGAUUAUUAUUCGUACGUGAAACAACAGGAGUACGGGAACUGGGUGGUCUUAGCGGGUUUCUUCAUACUUUCACGUGUGAAGUCCUGGCAAUAGUGCGUGCGUAUACGUCGGCAUUGGGCGGUAACGCACUCACGUCCUUCUACGUCACACACCUAAUGUUACAGGACAACGCACAUAAGAAUCAGGGUCAGUGUUUACUGUCUGUUGGCGGUGACGUCGUUCACAUAACGUACUAAAAUCGAUGACAUAUCUAAUCAUAAGUUUUAUUUUCUAAUUUUAAGUUAAAUUUUAUGCUGUAAAUUUUUAUUGUAGAAUUUGAUAUUGUUUUGUACCUCGCAGCCUCCAUUGGAUAAAUAUGGAUUGUUUUUAUAAUGUAGUUUUUUCUAUCUUAUACACGAUAGACAUAGUAUGAAUUGUCAUCGAAUAAAACGCCAUUAUCAAUUUAAAUUAUCACAUAUCACGAAAACUUUAAAAUCUAGUAAUUUAUACAUUGUUUAAUACGCCAAAGAUGUCUAUGUCUAGUGGUGGGAUGUUUAUAGUUUUCUACGAACGUACUUUACUUUUGUAAUAUUAUUUAAUCCAUUUUAUUUAGUUAUAAAUUUUCAAAGAAUUAAUUUCCCGUUUGAUAUCUUAAUCUUUUCCGUAAUCUUUUAUGGUGUCUGGUACAGUAAUACAUCUACGAGACCCAAGCAAGGGGCCAGCAAAUAAGCGGGACACCUUUUGUCAUUACUGACGGUCAAAUAUUUUUCUGAUUUUCAAAUUAGGAAUUAGAAUCAUUAAUAUGUACGUUGAAUAAUAUUAAUAUAAGUAAGGAGAAGCGAGAUGAAAAUGUUAACCCAUUAUUGAUAUUCGGUACAAAUACCGGCAAACUUCUUGAGCAUUAAACAAGGGAGCGUGGGAAAGUUUGCCCAUCUUACACAGCGCGGGACACUAACGUCAACCUCAAGGACAUUUGUUCAAGUAUAUGUAUAUAAUAUUUUAUUGUGCUCUCUAUUGUUUAUUUUAUCUAAAACGUUUGAACGUUUUUGAAAAUCGAUGACAAUGCAUACUAGGUCACGUGGUUUUAAAGUUGAUGUGAACUAUAACAUAACUUUAUAACUGGAGUUUUUGUGAACCACAAAUUUCGAUAAUAAGACUAUAAUCAAACACAAGUAUUUUUAAUCGCAAUCUUAUAAUAUACAUUUAACUAAUUCAGAACACUUGAUCGAAACAGUCUUAAACUAAAAUGUUCUAAAUCCUACGUACAAACGCUUUACUCUAGUAGGUUCAGUGCUCGUACAGUUGUACACGGAGUUGACUUAACUAUAAAUAGUCCUAUUAAAGGUGAAAAAUAUUGGUUGGAUAAUAUUUAUAAUUUUUUUUUCACUCUCGUGUUCAAGUAAUAUGUCACGCAUUUUUUGGAGGUUCUUGGCGCCCCCCCCCCCCCCCUGAAACGCACCGUAA